AUGCAACGAAUGGCUUCGGAAAUCUAUGAACUUUUAGUUAACACCGAUAAUAUAAUCAGGAAACAAGUCGCUGUUCUACCUGCAGACUAUGUGAAUGCUGCGGAGGAAAGAAUGCCCUUCUCAUGGGACAACUACUACAUGAGAACGGGUGACCGACCCUAUUGGAAGCGAUGCUUGAACACAUCGAGCCUGGAACCUAAACUGACUCCGAUUAUCGGCGAGGAUGCAGCACAAAAAGAAGACGAAGAAAAGGUGAAAGCCGGAUAUCGAACGAGUGCGAACAGGGAAAUUUGCGGCCGAGUCGUUCGUGGUGAUUUCACCUUUACCGAAUCGAGGGGUGUCGGAAUUGGCUUUCUCCCGAUUGGUUCUCUUGCAGUGAUACCCAAAUACAAGAAUAAACGAGUGGUUUUGGUGCGGAACACGUCAUCGAAAUUCUACCGUCUCGCCACGAUCUCCAUCCUACAAACGAGCACUGAAAUU
Molecule: messenger RNA, 480 nt
Organism: Mesorhabditis belari
Lineage: Eukaryota; Metazoa; Nematoda; Chromadorea; Rhabditida; Rhabditidae
Source: the annotation of a GenBank genome assembly